Molecule: messenger RNA, 1290 nt
Organism: Didymodactylos carnosus
Lineage: Eukaryota; Metazoa; Rotifera; Eurotatoria; Philodinida; Philodinidae
Source: the annotation of a GenBank genome assembly
AUGGAUUCUGCUGUUGAUAGUACAACAUUCAUUAAUCCUGCUGAAGUUAUUUCUCUCCCAGAAACUGUUAACUAUUCCGUAUUAAAAAAUAUUUUGACUCAUCAACGUCUUACAUUAGUCACAGAUAUUCGUGAAGAUUAUUCGUUUCUAAAUUUAAAAAGAGCAAUCAAAACUUAUAACAAACACGUUUCGAAAUUAUCAUUAUCUAAAACGUUUAAUUUUUAUACUGAUGUUAUACCACACAUUGCCAAAUGGGCUACUGAUAAUGAGCAAUCAAAAUGUUUUCAACCACUUCAAGCUGGUAAACCAGGGAAAGUAACUUAUACCAUUUCACAAGCACGUCACAUUUUGGCCAAUGCAUUUUUCCUUAAUACAACAUCGAUUAAAACUCGACGAAUAAUACGAAAAGGUGGUUAUGAAACAUUUGGAUAUGGAAAUAUUGAUUUAACUGAUUUAUAUGAAAAUGUAAAUCGUAUUGGUCAAGAACGUCUCUUGUGUUUAUUAUCUUAUUUUCAUCAAUCGAUUGAAGAGCAAUCAAACGAACGAGUGAUUACAAUCGAACGAUACGGUACUACAGUCACUAUUCCUCACUGGUCAACUCAAGAUAUGAUUAUUCACUCAUCGAUAGUCAAUAUAUUUACUGAUCGAAUGGAAAAUGUACAAGAUGCUAAUGCUUUUGUUGAUUUUGCCAAUAAAGAUAUUCAUAUUCAUUGUAUUAUACCAUGUUGUACACAAGAAGAAAUUUUAUUUAGCUGUUGUCCAGAAGCAUUUUUAUCCAUGUUAAUAUGUGAAACAUUGAUGGAUAAUGAAGUUGUUCUUAUUCGUGGUGCUAAACGUUUUGUUGACUAUGAUGGUUAUGGUUCAAGUUUUCGAUUCAAUGGAAUAUAUAAUAAUAAUUCAUCCAAUUGUCAAGAUAUUUUAGUAAUGGAUGCAUGUUUUGAAAAUCAAUUUACUCGAGAUAUGAUUGAACGUGAUCUCGGUAAAGCUUUUAGAGCAUUUUCAAGUCAAACAGGAAAAAUUGUUACCGGAAAUUGGGGAUGUGGUGCAUUUGGUGGCAAUUUUAUUCAUAAGUUUUUACAACAAGUAUGCGCGGCAACUGUUCUUCAAGGACAAGUGACCCUAGAAUAUUCGGUAUAUGGUCAGGAAAAAUUGGCAGAUACAUUGAAAACCUUGAUAGAUACUUUGAAUGAAAAGAAGAAAACGGUGAAAGAAGUGUAUAACAUGAUGAUAGAAUAUACUAAAGAUAAAACUGAAUUUGAACAUUACGUUAAACAUUGGUUGAACAAGUAA